Molecule: messenger RNA, 1903 nt
Organism: Ziziphus jujuba (common jujube)
Lineage: Eukaryota; Viridiplantae; Streptophyta; Magnoliopsida; Rosales; Rhamnaceae
Product: beta-amyrin 16-alpha-hydroxylase CYP87D16
Exons: 9
Coding region: 149-1624 (491 amino acids)
Biological process (GO): sterol metabolic process
Molecular function (GO): monooxygenase activity; heme binding; iron ion binding
Source: RefSeq, a predicted model, not a curated record
UAUGUGGGGAGUCUAGAUAGGCGAUGAUCAUUUCAAUCAGUGUUAUUAUUUAAGGGGCAUUAACGCCAAAUACUCUUAUCACUUGCACAGUUGCACCACCAUUUGAACACAUACCAUAUCUUUUUCUUGUUUUCUUGUUGGUAGAAAAAUGUGGGUAAAUGUUGGUCUGAGUAUAGCAGCAAUUCUUGUUAUUUUGAUAACACACUGGAUUAUCAAAUGGAGGAAUCCAAAAUGCAAUGGAGUUCUCCCUCCUGGCUCCAUGGGAUUGCCUUUCAUUGGAGAGACCCUCCAUCUCCUCAUCCCCAGUUACUCUCUUGAUCUCCAUCCAUUCAUCAAAAACAGAAUUCAAAGAUAUGGGAGUGUAUUUAGAACAAGUCUGGCAGGUAGACCAGUGGUAAUAUCAGCAGAUCCAGAGUUGAACAAUUAUGUGCUUUCUCAAGAAGGCAAGCUGGUUGAACUUUUCUACCUGGACACGUUUUCCAAGAUCUGCAAGCAUGAAGGUGAAUCUCGAACUAAUGAAGCUGGUGGGGUCCACAAGUAUGUGAGGAGCACUUUUCUUAGCCAAUUUGGUGCUGAGAUGCUCAGAGAGAAAUUGAUCCCCCAAAUUGAAGAUUUCGUCACUAAAACUCUAAAUUCAUGGUCAUCUCAGGACUCUGUUGAAGUUAAACUUGCAUCUUCUUUGAUGGUUCUUAAUUUCAGUGCAAAGCAAAUGUUCAGCUAUGAUGCAGAAAAAUCAUCAUUCAAUUUAGGGGAGAAAUACACCAGAGUCAGGGAUGGUCUGUUUUCUUUUCCCAUCAACAUCCCUGGUACAACUUACUAUAAGUGUCAACAGGAUCAGAAAAAGGUGACAGACAUGUUGAAGGAUAUUUUUAAGGAGAAACGCCGCGAUGCAAAAAAUAUUUCAGGUGAAAAUGAUUGUAAGGAGAAAAAUGGAGGAGGUGAUUUAUUGGAUCGGAUAAUCAGAGACAUGGAGAAAGAAAAUUUCUUAUCAGAAGAAUUUAUAGUGCAGCUGUUAUAUGUGGGCAUAGCUGCUACAUUUGAGUCUGUUUCAGUAAUUGUGGCUUUAGCUUUCCUCUUACUCGAAGACCAUCCCCAUGCAUUGCAGGAGAUGAUUGCUGAGCAAGAGGCGGUUCUCAAUAAAAAGAGAUCAGAGAAUAGUCCAAAUCGACGGCUCAACUGGGAUGAUUAUAAAUCCAUGACUUUUACUCUUCAAGUCAUCAAUGAAACACUUAGACUGGGAAAUGGAGCACCAGGUUUAUUACGGAAAGCACUGAAAGAUAUUGAAGUGAAAGGAAAAGGAUAUACAAUACCAGCAGGUUGGAGUAUUAUGCUUGUCACGUCUGCACUUCACAUGAAUCCUAAUACCUUUGACGAUCCUCUCCAAUUCAAUCCAUGGCGUUGGAAGGAGCUUGAGUCACAUAUUAUACCAAAGAAUUUCAUGCCGUUUGGAGGAGGAACAAGGCAAUGCGCAGGAGCUGAGUAUAGUAGAGUUUUCCUGUCCCUUUUUUUCCAUGUGUUGCUCACCAAAUAUAGGUGGACAAUUAUCAAAAGGGAAAAAGUUGCUCGAAAUCCUGUUAUAGGAUUUGGGAAAGGCGUGCACAUCAAGUUCUCACACAAGGAAUGAUGACCAUAUUAUAUUUCUAUUUGGAAAAAAGUUGGUUUCUAUAAUCUGUAGAAAUACCUUUCUUUUUCUUUUCUGUUUUAUGUGGUCGAUUAUCGUACAAAUGUAUCUUUGAAUAAGUCAUACAUGAUGUAAAAAUAUAUUAUUCUCAUUUUAUUUUCUCUUUAGUGUGUACUGCUGUUGGUUUUCCACCAACUUGCAGACCAAAUCAUAUGUAUGAGAUUUAUUAAAUCUUAUUGUAUUUGGAACAUUUUACCUGGUAAUUGUAUUGUAUUUUAAAUA